Myripristis murdjan (pinecone soldierfish) is the source of this 2732-nucleotide messenger RNA. RefSeq names its product caspase-13-like. Gene Ontology annotation, molecular function: cysteine-type endopeptidase activity. NCBI's taxonomy places the organism in Eukaryota, Metazoa, Chordata, Actinopteri, Holocentriformes, Holocentridae. The transcript is spliced from 9 exons. Gene Ontology annotation, biological process: proteolysis; regulation of inflammatory response. Gene Ontology annotation, cellular component: IPAF inflammasome complex; NLRP3 inflammasome complex; AIM2 inflammasome complex. The coding region runs from base 113 to 1492 and encodes 459 amino acids. The record is from RefSeq and is a predicted model, not a curated record.
UGAGAAACCUUCACCCAUUCCGGGAACUGGCGUUGCCUGACCCAAGAAGCCUGGAAAUGACACAGGUACCAAGCGUCAAUUUACCCCCUUGAGACAGUUACACUGAGGAGAAAUGACGACCAAAUCGGCCCGACUCGCAAUUAAAGACGCGCUGGAGGAUCUCACGGAGAAGAAGUUGAAGAAGUUCCGCGCCGCGCUGCUGGACCGGAGGGGGGAGCCGCGGGUCAAGACCAACGCCGUGGACGGAAAAGACCUGCUAACCAUCACAGACGUCCUGGUGUCCACAUUCACCGCAUCCAGAGCGCUGCAGGUCACCGUGGAGCUGCUCAAGGAGAUCGGCUGCAACGACGAGGCGCAGAGACUCGAAAUGCCACCCAAAACCAUCAAAGCGGCGAUUAAAGACGCGCUGGAGGAUCUUACGGAGAAGAAGCUGAACAAGUUCCGCGCCGCGCUGCUGGACCGGAGGGGGGACAAGCGCGUCAAGACCAAUGCCGUGGAGGGACAAGACUUUCUGGUCAUCGCAGACGCUCUGGUGUCCACAUUCACGGAGUCCGGAGCGCUGCAGGUCACCGUGGAGCUGCUGACGGAGAUCGGCUGCAACGAAGAGGCGAAGAAACUCGGUCAGGAUACAAGAGGGUUAUCCACGGAUUUUGGUGAGUGUGCUACAGCAUCGCCCACGGAGGCAAAGAAACAAAGACAGGAUGAUGAAGAUGUUUACCGCGUGGAUGAGAAGUCCUUCAGGAGUCGGCUGGCUUUGCUCAUCGUCAAUCGGGAUUUUGACGAUCCGGACAUGACGAGAUAUGGAGCCGAGAAAGAUGAGCAGAAUAUGGAGCAUCUUCUCAAGGAACUGGGUUACAAAGUAUUUAAAUACACCAACCUCAGUGGACAGGAAAUUGACAAAGCCGUGAAGGAGUUCUCGCAGCUGCCAGGGCUCUCCCAGACAGACAGCGUCUUUGUGGUCAUCAUGUCUCAUGGGAACUUGGGAGUCAUCCACGGCAUCCACUGGAUGAAGAAUAAUCCAGAUGAGUUCUGCAUCGAGAAUAUCUACAAACACCUGAACUCUGAGAACUGUCCGGCUCUGGUGAACAAACCCAAAGUCGUCAUCAUCCAGGCCUGCAGAGGAAAGAAAGAUGGAUCUGUGUUUAUUAGCGAUGGGGACAGUGCCAUCAUGGCCUCAGAUUGUGAGCCGCAGCCCAGCCAGGCAGACGACAUGGUGGAGGACGGCUUCAGAACACACAAAGAGAAAGACUUCAUCUCCCUGCUGUCCUGCACCCCUGAUACUGUGUCAUACAGACGGCCGCAAUUUGGGUCUCUUCUCAUCGAGUACAUGGCUGACGAAUUCAAGAAAUUUUGCCGCGAGGACCACAUCGAGGAGCUGUUCAGGAAGGUCAUGAAGCGCUUUGAGAAAUUUCCCUGUGUCGACAAAAGGCAGAUGCCAACCAAAGACCGAUGCACUUUAACAAAUCGGUUCUACCUCUUCCCAAGACCUUGAGCCGCCGCGCGCUAUUGACCAAUGCAGAUUUCCUUUCUAUCAUCUGUUUCAAGCUUAAUAUGUUUGAUGGGUUGCUACUGGUGUAACGUAAAAUUUCUUAUUGUUUUUAAUCAUGCAGUUAAGAAAUCUCUGAAUCAGUGGUUAAGAAAUUAAGUUUACGAUCAUUUUCCAGCCAGUAAUUGCAAUUUCCCUUCAACGGCAUGCAUGACCUUUAUGAACUUACUGCAACUGUAUUUCCUCCAUAAUCCAUCACUAAAUUGUGCUGAGAGGGUUUACCACACUGCUUUACAUUUAGUCUUCUUAUAGGGGAACUAUAUUUAAUCAUUGGAGCAAGGGAUUUAAAUCCAUAAAAUGCAUGGAGUGAUACGUAUUUACUUGUGUAGCACAUAAUUUGACUUAAACAAAUUAUGCUGUCAAGAUAACCAUGAAUGAACCAAUGUAAUAAGGAACACCUGGUAAAAUGUGGAAUUUUGCAAUUUUAUUAUUAUUAUUUUUUUAAUUACUUCAGAAUUGCAGUACUCCCAAUUUAUAAUGUGAACAUGGUUUCACUGUUUUUUGCGUUGACACCAGUCGGGGUCCAGUGCACAGAAAGUGUUUAAGCUAGACUUUACAUGUGGUAUACAGCCGGAAGGCGUGUCUCUUGGUUAAACUGUACGACGCCUGCUUGUUAACUUGCUCCUUGAUGAACUUCUACUGCAUUUUGUUUUAUGGAUUUCUUAUAUUUUUUAGACUGCAUGGACUGUAAAAUCUUAUUUUUUUUACAUAUUUUUUUUAAUCACACUUUCAAUGUGACUGUCAUUUUAAUGUGAUUUUUAUUGUUUCUUAAAACUGACAGCUGCAAGGCCAAACACAAUUUUUCAUACACAGACAAUAAAGUAUCUUUCCUAAAAGCUCAUGUAGUGUCUCUUGGAACAUACAAACAUCACCAUGAAGACAUCAGUUUGUGAAAAUGUGCAGGUUGCUUAUGGAGAGCUAUGUGCAUUUAGAUAUCUAAUUGUUGUUUGUUGUUAAAGAGCCAGAACCAGUGUGUUCAUUUCUGCCAAAUAUAGAUUGGUUCCUGAACGGGAGAGGUUGAUGCUCAGCUGGGAACCAGAAAAUAUUGGUUCUCAAGCAGGAACUGAGCGGCAGUGUAUUAUUCUACAAGGAAAGAUGGAGAUGACUACCAAGAAAUCUGCUCAGUAUGAAUCCUCUUGGUCUCAGAUUAUGUCGUUUCAUCAUUCCAACAGGUAUACUAAACUGU